CUGGCAAACUGUUUGGAAGCAGGUGAACGGACAGAGACAAAGAGUAGCAGCUUCAGUCUUGGAUAACAACUGAUUCUUCAGAGCAAGAUGUGAAACAUCUUGUUGAUGUUUAAAUGGCGUGUAUCCGUGUUAAAGUGCAGUCGCUGAUAUCUAAACUCCAGUCCAAGUAUGGGAUACAGACGAAACAACUUGUUACACCAUUGAAGAAAUUUAAAGAGGACGGGGAAGAUGGUGGGUCAAAAGAGGACUGGUACCUGGUGGAGAAGACCAAACGCUUCUGUCUUCCCAAGACCAUGCUGUUCCUGGGGCGAGAUGAGUGUGAUGUUGUAGUGCAGAGCCAAAGUGUGGAUAAACGACAUGCAGUUGUGACCUAUGAUCACUAUCUCUGCCGAUUCAAGAUAAAGGAUUUGAGCACAGCUCAUGGGACAUACGUCAACGAGAGCCGGAUUCCAGAACAAGAAUAUGUUACUCUGAACCACAUGGAUUCCGUACGCCUCGGAUUCGAUACCAUGGUGUACCAUGUGGAGAAGGGUAGCCAUGUCCCCCACACCCACCCCGGGCACACUCACCACCACCCCACAGAGACGCUACCUGGGUGGGCGGCCCGCGACGGAGGGGUGCAUAUGCAUAUGGCAGAAUGCGAGGUGAUAAGAAGUAGAAGGCAGAUGGUUUUCAAUCAGGUUCCAAGGGGCUGCAUAGCCGAGCAGCAGAUUCAUCACACAUGUGUUCAUCAAACAGAGGAGCCAAAUUUCGUAGAUAUGCAUCGCAGUUUUGGUAAGAAGGAAUCUGAAGAAGGAAGCAAUCCUGGUCUUGGAUCCAACACCUGGCCCAGGAAGAGGCUGCGUCAGGGGCGGCAUCAUCCCCACGUGGCCUCCGUUUUCACUGGUGACCAAGCUGAUGGCAGUAUGACAAACAAUGGAUAUGAUUACCCAUCUAACGGGGACGGACCCCAUCACUCAACAUGUGAACAUGGGAGUUACUAUGACCCCACGCGGGAUGCUCAGUGUAUGUGCUUCGCCCGCAACGCUGACUACCUGGAUUACGCUGUUACACGGAUACCUAGGAGUGGAUCUCGACAUAAACUGCCACCAGAAUUAGAAACAGUGAAGAAAUGCACGCCCCUGUACGGACAACCUGAUUGGUGGGGAGAGGAGGGGACAGAUUCGUACCCAUCAAAGCCCGGGUCCAAGAGGAGUUCUGUCCAUGGGGAUACAGAGAGCAGUAACCAGGUUGACCGCCCUAGAAGUCUGUCUCUAGAGCAGAAAGAGGCCUUGUCAAGGAUGGAGAAGUCUCAGGGUGAGGCAGAGUAUGGCACCAGGUACAUGGAGAUCCCAUACAGGGCCCUGGAGUCUGACCGGGAGAAGGAGACCCCGCCUAGAAGCAUGUCCUCCUCUUUAUCCAAGGACAGCUUGUUCUCGGAGACCAGCAAGAUGAACACACCAGACACACCGGGGGACCGCACGUCCUCCAAGGAGGGGACGCCAGACCGUGGCAGGCAGACGGACACUGCAGCCAUGGCUUUCACUGUAGACUUCGGGGAUGACGACAAGAAGGCAAAGAUGCCCAAGUCUCUCAGUGAAUGUGUGCCUUCCAAAAUAAGAAAAAGUUUUCGAGAAAGAAAAGAUAAAGUCCAACAAAGGUCACAAAAUAAAGAGGCCACACCAAGCAAGUCUGAGGUGAGGACAGAGAGAUGUCAACAGACGAAGCAGGAGGACGACACAGCAAGCUCCUCCUCAGACACAAAACCUGUGAAAAAAUAUCCAGCUUCAAAGAAGACAGAUUCUCAUGGCAACAAAAAGUUUGGGGGAGAAAAAUCUCCGUCAAGACUUACAGAAAAUGGGGAUUCAAGUGGCAAGAGUGACACCCCUGUGAAAGGUUCCAGGGCAGCUAGGAGUAAGAAAUCCCCAAGUUCUGUGCGAUCCAGCACCAAAUCUCCUAAAUCAAAACCGUCAGAAGUGUCAACGUUGGAUCCUACGCAGUACAGGGACCCUGCAUCCUUCCUCAUAGACAAGAUGUUCGAGGGCAAUGGCAAGGGCCACCAGAAGCCUGUUGCAGAAGUCGAAAGUAGUGCCCGUCCACUGACCGAACAUGACUUGUACCAAGAGUCAGCAAGCUAUGAUCUAACGGCAGUGCAGAACGGAGACUCUAAUGGUGAUCUGAGCUCUGCAAGCCAUCUCAAAAAGCGAAAAUCAAAAGACAUGGGAAGCCCUUGUGUGCAGGUGACCAAUGACAAACUGAUUCCUGAGAAAAAGGAAGACGAUAAAGUGAGUGAGGCAGGGACCUAUACUAUUGAGGCGGAGGAAGAAUGUGGUGAUGAGGAUGAAGCGCCUAGGAAUAUUGACCGAGUCUUCGGGGUGGACCCUAAUGUUGUGUUUGAGAGACCUGUGAUAGAUAUGGAGAACAGUGAUGAGGAGGCUGGACAAGGGGAGGUAACUGACAACUUAGAGUUGGCACAAAAACGAGCAUUCCGAGAUCGGGGAAGCAGCAUGGAGGUUGAGGCAGGGAGUGCAGACACCAUGGAAGAUCUGGAAAUUCCAGAUGAUAUUGAUCUCGAGACUUACUUAGAAAAUCAGGACCUGUCUCUGGCCACCAUGUCCACUGACGAUGUUCCUAAGUGGGUGUCACAGUGGGCUGCCUUGGCGAAGCAGCGAGCAUUGAAGAAAUCUCAGAGUCUAGAUCUGGAGGAAGGUCAUAACAGUAUGAAAGAUGUGGGCUCCCAGAAGCCACCUAAUGGGCGUGAGCGGCCGGGCACAGGAAGGAAGCUGCCCUCUAUACCCACUGACCAGAGUCCCUGUAGCAGUGAUAAUAGCCCUCGGAUCGGGGAGCUGAGUCCACGGUCGGGAGAUGUUACCCCACGACAAGAGGACCCACUCACACUGUGGCCCCUGGAUUCAAAACAAAAAUCUGUGACUAUUUCUAGUCAAGUAGUAACCCACUACGAGGAGACCAACGGUGACUCGUCGGCUCGUGGUCGGAGUGGAAGUGGGUCGGACAUGAGCGGGGAUACCACCCAGAGGACAGAUAGUCCUGCCUCUGAUUCUGCCCCGACAAACACCAGCAUGGAUACAGAGGUGUUGUUGAGGGAUACUGUGACUGUGAUGGCAGCCAUGGAGGCUCGAAUGGCUAACAGAGAGACUAUGAAUGGCUAUUGUCAGAAUGACACAGCUGGGGAUUCAGACUCUGACAGCCUUGUGGCAAUGGUUAAUGGUGAUGACAAGUUUGUGAAACCAACAGCAUUUUCAAGCCCAAGGGACAAUCUAGGGAAGAGGUCAACACCUAAACAUGUUUUAACAUCCACACCUAAAAAACCUGCUUUAAGUAAAUCUCUCUCUGUGAGUAGGGACCAAAAUGUUAGUAAAACUACCAAACCCAGAAGCUACAGUUUAGACACUUCAGGAGUGUCAGACGUUUAUAGUGAAUCUUCUGAACUGGGAGACUCGGAAAGUUAUCGUUCUGAUGUCAGUUCAGACAAUAUGGGAAGUUCUGCCAAGAAAGAAGCCAAAAAGGGUGUGAUUACCAACACGAAGCCGAACAGAGCAUUUGCUCUGAGACGGGCCAAAGCUGAUGGCCCAGAGGAGACUCCCAGGACAAACAGGAGCAGAAGCUCUACAGGGAGUACACCCAGAGGAUCCACCAACCGUACUGCCAGUUCGUCGAGAGUGCACACAGCCUCAAGUGUGGCCAGGUCCACUGCAUCCAGCACGGCCAAGUCCUCUGUGCGGUCCAAGUCUGGGAUGUCAGGGAGGUUCGAUUCUGGCAAGAGUGAGGUCAGCCUAGGAGCUGAGAUAGUCAAAAAGAGCAGGGAAAAUAUCAAAUCAUCUUCUCCAAACUUUGAUAGGAAAGAUGGUGGUAGGCAUAGUUUGCGAUCGGGGUACAAGACCAAUUCUCAAAAGACACUGUCUGUUUUCAACCCUGUUGAAGCUGCAAGGAGGAAUGAACUGAAGGUUCUGAAGUCCCAGUUAAAGAAGACAGAUGGAUCUCGGGGACUGUCUGUUUCUGGCCACAGUGCUCGAAGCCAGUCUCAGCCAGGAAGUCGCUCCAACUCACCAAAAGCUGCAGAACGGCUUGCCUGGAAACGGAGGAAGGAGUAUGACCCACGUAAAGCAGUUGCCUCUGCUAAGGCAAAAGCUAAAGAUGUACCUAAAUCAAAACCACUGCCAUCAAAUCAGUCAACUCUGGCUAAGAAGCGGAUGUAUAGAUCAGCUUCAUUUACCAACUCUGCAGAACUCUCUGGCCGAAGUAGUGAUACCUAUAGAAAUGGCUCCAUUUCAAGUGUGGAAGAUCUCAGUUUGACCACAAGUGAAGCCACGGACAGCUUCGAUGAGCAGGGUCUCCCACGGGCAUUCAUUCCCCUGUCUGGGCCUCUACGUCGAGACCGGAUCUCUCACAGUGCUGACGAGGACGAUACUAGUCUCUCGGUACAUUCAUCUCAGGACAUAAGUCGUGGCAUGCUCGGGAGUGCUGUGUACAAAUCCGCCUUUACACCACCACCGGCAAAGCUCAAGUCACCGUCAGUGGCGACAUCCCCCCUCCCCACCUCCACCCUGUCGUCACGGCGACGGACUCUUGAUUCCAUUGAGUACGAGGAAAACCAUUCCAGACUGUCUGGUGGGGACAGUCCACAGUCCUACGACACUCUCCUCAUCACCUCGAUCUACCAGUUGUCACUCAAGCUGAAGACGUCGACAGACAGGACACUCAACAAACUAAGAGAGCAUAAUCGUGUGAGUGCAACUCCCUCUCCCAUAGACGACUUCCUCAGUCACUCGGGGAAGAACGAGAUACCAGCCUGGAAGUCAGCCAAUCAGGAGCUUGCUGGCAUCCUAAAGAAUCUACGCAAAAUUGAGCAUCACCAACAAGUGGUACACAGAGCUCUGUUCCCUGAUGAAGACUCGCCAACUGAAGUGUCUGGAAUCUCUUCAAGGGAAAAACAAAAGUACUACAAGGAAAUUCAGCGGAUACGGAACGAGUUGGCCGAUUUCCGAUUCAUUGACAAACCCGAGUGUGAGGAGGCAUGGAAGAAGCAGGAAGACCCACAAGAAAUGUCUCCAGACAUGGAAGAAAUAGGGGAAGAAGAGUUCUACUAGUAGAAGUUAUCAAAGUGAAAUUUGGCUUGGACUGAUCCAGGAAAUAUAUGAGGUUAUGAUCUCUGUAAUUACUUGAAAAAUCUUUUCUCAGUCAAGGAAUGUUUUUGCCGGAUUUUAGUGUCAUAACAUCCAUGAAGAGUCUGAUCUUGUACCAUUCUUGAGUGCCAAAGAAUUUGCAUGAAGAAAUGUUGAACCAGCCUACUGUGAUGACAGAAGUAAUGACAGAAAAAUCAAGAAAUAACUAUAUGCCUUCUCAGAAAUGACAUUAAUAUAUUUUCAGUUGUUAAAGAUAAAUAAAUGCAAUAUAUAUCAAAAUGAUAUAUUGGGCAUUUUCUUUGUUCCCAAGUCACUGGUCUUGUAGGGCUACAAACAAGGGGAGGUAACUCAAGCAAAUUUAGUGUCAAGUUAUAAGCCACUUGUUAAAAGACAUUGCUAUUUACAGAUUCUGAGGCAUGAAAUGGUUUUAUUGGAAAUAUUGAGAUAUAUAAAUGACCUGCAUUGUGACAAGGGAGGCGUGUAUUCCUCCUCCAUAUGGCCUGGUCUGUAAGUGCAGUCCGUUGUGGCAGUGUGCUUGUAUACCCCAGCAUGGCCUGUUGUCCUUCAUGGUAGGCUUCAUAAUUUCACUUGUUCAAGAUACACGUUCCUUGGUAGACUGGUUAUUAAGUAAACAUGUUCAAGGAUUCGCUUGCUGUUAUACCAGUAAUGUUCACCGUGUAACUUGUUGCUCAUAGAUCAUGUGGAAUAAGGAAUUUCAAAAUUAUAUCUCUUCUUGGAAGUAUUCAAAGUUCAUUGAAGGAUUUUCUGGGACAAUGGGAGAAUUCGUAUCUAUCAUGGCAGCUUUUUUGUAAACCUAGGUAGUCCAAAAUGUUUCCAAACCAUUGAAUCCACAAGCAGAUUUCUGAUAACAUCACAAAUUGUAUUGCAAAUUAACAUUUUACAUUACUUAAAACAUUUUCAUCUGGCUGUUAGGGGAGAAAGGAUUUAGACUGGUUUUGCUCCCUUAUGUAUACGCCAGUAUGACUUUGGUGGGAUCUUUUAGGAUGGUAUAUAAGAUUUUAGUGUUCAUUUUUUUUACAUAUCCUUCAUAAAUUUGUCAACAUUUCCAAAUUGAGGUGAAUGUUGUUAGUCCUGUGUGGGGCAUUACGCUGUUUGGUAGCGCUGCACGCAUUUCUUACACAGGUUCAUAUUAUGUGUGGAUGUCUAUCGUAAUCAAGUCUUUCAGUGUAGUGAAUUAUAUAAGGGUAUUGUAACUAGCAGUCUCUCUCUGUGAUGUGAUAACUCUGAGAUUCCGUACGAUGUAUAUGCGAGGAUGUAGCAACGUCAAAUAUUAACACAUACUGUAUGUUCCUUAUGUCAGAUCUAUAGUUCAUAUCAUUUUGUUUCUAUGAAAUGUUCAUUUUUUAUAUUGCAAAUACUAGAAGAUUUUCAGCAAAAGUAAUAACCUUGGCAUGUGAUGGGUGUAAAGUCAAUGAGCUCUGCUAUACAAUGGUGCUGUGUGGUGUUGUAAAUACAUGCUUGUUUUUUGCCAUUUCUUUGUGCAAUGUCUGACCAGUAGCAACCCACUUGGUCACGCUCCGUGUCUGUGAUAUCAGAAAUGUCGCCUGUCACCAAUAGUGUAUGAGUUUUCGUUAAACGAGAAAGCAAGGUCCACACAUAGCAGCUGUGUGAUGUGAAAUACCCGGAGAAUGACAAGGGCUUGUCGGUGAAUAAUACACAGCCUCUGUAAUGGGGAUAUGAUAAUAUGUUAAGGCUGAAAUAACGUGGCACGAUACAGUGGGUAAUAAUAAUAAUAAUAAUAAUAAUAAUAAUUCCAUUUACAUUGAACCGAAUUUCACUCAAAUGAAUGGUCACGUGGCUGUUGUCAUUUUCAACUCCCUGGGGAGUAUACAACCUAUGCUUCCUGGGAGGCACUUCAGUGUUAAGUCACUUUACAAUGAUACACUUAUCUCUAUAAGUAUGUCUUUUAACGAGUUGAUAGGUUCCAAAACUGUCUGAACUUAAUGACUUCAUUCUUUGGAUUAUGUGUACAUUUGAAACGUUGAAUACAAGCACUUGUUAUUGUCUUGCAAUGAAUCAUCACAUACACAUGUAUUUCAAAAAUAAUAUUACUACUACCAGUAAUGUAAUAAUCUUGCUCUGUAAUGUAAUAUUAAUAAGUAUUUUUGGAUUGGAGUUGUUUCAGCCAUAAUGUUAAGGAUUAUCCUCUCCCGGGUAGUUUAGUAUGGCCACUGGGCACUGCCUGCAUCUAUCCAGUUGUGUGAACCCACUCCUGUAACCAGGAUAGGUGUGUGUAACAACAGCCUGAAUCACAUAUACUGGCAUAGGGCACAGUUGCAUGUCCUCAUUCAGUGUUCAGCCUGUGACAAGAGGUAACACACAGGCUAAGAAAGGAAAUAAGUAAUGUCCUGCAAAGGAUGGGAGUCACCAGUUAGCCACAUCAUCUGUUUCGGUGUUCUUCCUGCAAAGAAUCUUCUGUCAGAAGGUUUCCUACUGGGAAAGACUAUGUUCAGGUGAUAAUAUCUUUCGUUGAUUUUCGUUAACUUUUUUACAAAUAGAGUAACAUCUGGCCAUGUUAUGUCAGUUCUUGAAUGAAAUGAGAUUUGCUUGUGUGACAUGCAAGCUGUGGGAGUAUCUAUAUGUAGACCCGUAUCCUGCGGAGAUAUUGUCUCUAGCAACCCAGGAGCGACCCGUCGGGAAGCUCUUAUUCAUUCCAGACUGACUUAGCUCAAAGCUUGUUAACUGUAAAUACAUGAUUGUUUUUGCAGGCCUUGUGCUGUUUUGUGUCCGUUUAAUUCACAUGCUCUUCUAUAUGAUGCAUUUGUACUUAGGAAAAGCCAGGUGAACAAAUUUAACUUAUUAUAAACUUUCAAAUUGCAA
Messenger RNA from Haliotis rubra (blacklip abalone), 7964 nucleotides. RefSeq names its product centrosomal protein of 170 kDa-like. NCBI's taxonomy places the organism in Eukaryota, Metazoa, Mollusca, Gastropoda, Lepetellida, Haliotidae. The transcript has 18 exons. Bases 114 to 5087 code for a protein of 1657 amino acids. The record is from RefSeq and is a predicted model, not a curated record. Gene Ontology annotation, molecular function: protein binding.